AUGGCGGCAGCUGCUCUUCCCGUCAUUGACGUCUCCCCGCUCUUUGGCGGCGGCGGCGGCGUGGCGGAGGUCGCCGCGAAGAUCGACGAGGCGUGCCGCACGUGGGGCUUCUUCUACGUGGUGGGGCACCCCAUCCCACGUGAGCGGUUCCAGGAACUGACCCGGAUGGCGAACAGCUUCUUCUCGCUUCCGCUGGAGGAAAAGCUCGAGAUUGAUAUCAAGAAGAGCCGGCACCACCGCGGGUAUGGCGAGGUGCUUGCGGAGCAGCUGGAUCCCGCGGCGCCGCAGGAUUACAAGGAAACGUUUGACAUGGGCUGCCACCUGCCGGAGGAUCACCCUGACGUCGUCGCAGGCAAGCCCCUGCGCGGGCCGAAUCGGCACCCCGCACAGCUCAAGGGCUGGCGGGAGCUGAUGGAGAGGCACUACCGCGACAUGCAUCAGUUCGCCCUCGGUCUCCUGCGUGCCCUUGCGCUGGCGAUUGGGAUCGACGCGGAGUUCUUCGCCUCCCGCUUUGUGGAGCCGCUGAGCGUGUUCCGCAUGAUCCAUUACCCUGCCCUGCAGGAGGGAAGAGGCACACGGUUGGUGUGCGGCGAGCACACGGACUACGGCGUCCUGACGCUGCUCUACCAGGACACGAAUGGGGGCUUGCAGGUGCGUGGCUUGUCCGGCGGCUGGAUCGACGCCCCGCCGCUGGAGGGCAGCUUCGUGGUGAACGUCGGGGACAUGAUGCAGAUGUGGAGCAACAACCGCUACCGCUCCACCCCGCACCGCGUCGUCAACCCCGGCACCGACCGCAUCUCCAUGCCGUUCUUCUGCGAGCCCAACCCCGACGUGGUGAUCUCGUGCCUCGGCAACUGCCACUCCGCGGCAAACCCCGCCAGGUACCCAGCCCGUCAAGGCCUCUGA
This is a messenger RNA of Trypanosoma conorhini, 906 nucleotides long. RefSeq names its product oxidoreductase. The transcript has a single exon. Bases 1 to 906 code for a protein of 301 amino acids. The record is from RefSeq and is a predicted model, not a curated record. Gene Ontology annotation, molecular function: dioxygenase activity. Lineage: Eukaryota; Euglenozoa; Kinetoplastea; Trypanosomatida; Trypanosomatidae.